Molecule: messenger RNA, 276 nt
Organism: Exophiala dermatitidis NIH/UT8656
Lineage: Eukaryota; Fungi; Ascomycota; Eurotiomycetes; Chaetothyriales; Herpotrichiellaceae
Product: acylphosphatase
Exons: 3
Coding region: 1-276 (91 amino acids)
Molecular function (GO): acylphosphatase activity
Source: RefSeq, a predicted model, not a curated record
AUGUCAAAUCUGAAGCGGAUUGCAUUUACCGUCCAUGGCACGGUCCAAGGUGUUGGCUUCCGUGCCUUUGUCCAGCGGAAAGCCUCUCACUACGGCAUCACAGGGUAUGUCAAGAACACCUCAGACGGCAAGGUGGCUGGAGAAGCUCAAGGCGACCCGGAUUCGUUGAAGAAACUCACAGCAGACUUGAACUCUGGCCCGAGAUCAGCUCAUGUUGUCAAAGUUGAGACCAAAGAGCUGCAGCCCAAAGAGGGCGAACGCUCGUUUGAGGCCUAG